AUGUUACCUGUUUUUUUAACAAAUCCAAAUGCAAUAUGUUUUCCAUUGAAUUCUUUGUCUAAAACAGCUAUUUCAUUAAAUAAUACAGAAAUUGAUACUUUAAUAAAUAUUUAUUCACCAAUACAUUCAUUAAAUAAAACAACUCGAACAUUUUAUGAUUUAUUUAAUCUUCAAAAUUAUCAAAUCAUUGAUCAAGAAAAAAAACGAUCAAUAAUUACAUCAAAACAACGUUUUAAUUUUGCUAAAUUAGCUGAUGAAGUUAUUAAAGACAAAGAAGAUUUAUCGAAUUCAGAAUUAUCAUUGAAUGUUAAUCAUUUAUCAAUACCAUCACCUCCAUCCAUUCCAGCUGCAAUCACAAGUAGUGUUUCAUUACUUUCAGCUACUACUUAUUCUAAAAAAAGAUCGAAAGAAUAUAUUUGUCAAUAUUGUAAUCGUUGUUUUACAAAAUCUUAUAACUUAUUAAUUCAUAUACGAACACAUACUAAUGAAAGACCAUUUACAUGUGAUAUAUGUUAUAAAGCAUUUCGACGACAAGAUCAUUUAAGAGAUCAUAAAUAUACUCAUUCGAAAAAUAAACCAUAUCAAUGUUUAGAAUGUGGUAAAAGUUUUUGUCAAUCUCGAACACUUGCAAAUCAUAAAUCAACUAUACAUAAACAAUUUCCAUUUUAUUAUAAUUAA
Molecule: messenger RNA, 678 nt
Organism: Rotaria sp. Silwood1
Lineage: Eukaryota; Metazoa; Rotifera; Eurotatoria; Philodinida; Philodinidae
Source: the annotation of a GenBank genome assembly